UUGUCUUAGAGCAGCACAGAGAGAGAGAGUGAGAGACGGGGAGGAGAGAGGAAAGAAUGGCUGAGAGCUUGGGGCAGAAUCUUCGCUGCACCAUCUGCGCCCACAUCUACUCGGAGCCCGUCACCUUGGACUGCGGCCACAACUUCUGCCGGGCGUGCGUCUUGGGGCGGUGGCGCGGAGAGGAGGGAACCGUCGCAUGCCCGCAGUGCUGCCAGGGGUUCCCCAGGAGGGAUCUGAAGACCAACCAGCUCCUCGCCACCCUGGUGACCAGCCUGGGCCUGUUGAACCUGGGACCCAGCCCCGCGGUUGGCAUGGGACGGUGCCCGUCCCACUGGGACCACCCGAUGCUCUUCUGCCCGAAGGAUCUCACCCUGGUCUGCCCCAGCUGCCUGGCGCAAGGAUCGGAGGGCAGGAACUCGUUGAUCCCCACAGAGGAAGCCUUUGCCCUCUGCCAGGAGAAGCUGGAGAACUCGGCGACAUUCCUGGAGAAGAGACUGGAGGAGUACAGAGAGGCAGAGACCAGCCAGGCGUCCAGAACCUCCCAGACGGUGGAGUUGGCGGACAGUCUCCGGGAGAGCAUUGAGGGGCAGUUCGACACCAUGCACCAGUUCUUGCGGGAGCAGGAGAACGACCUGCGGGAGCGGCUGGGACACGAGUCCCAGGGGGUGGUGCAGACCCUGGAGGCCAACCUCAGGCUGCUGGACAAGAGAAGCAACUCAGUCGAGAAGCUGAUCGCGGAGAUCCGCUCUCUCAUCAACGUCAAGGAUCGCGACAGGCUCCUCACGGAAGUGAAAGGCAUUCUCCAAAGGAGCGACUUGCACCGGGAGCCGGUGCUGCCGCCGCCCGAGCUGAGUCUGGGCGAGUUCCGGGGGCCGCUGCAAUACGCGGCCUGGAAGCGCAUGCUGAGGGUCGUCAGCCCAGUGCCGGCCCCGCUGACCCUAGACCCGGACUCGGCCAGCCCCUGCCUCAUCCUGUCCAAGGACCACACCAUGGUGAAGCGCCGGGCCAAGCUGCGGCAGACGCCGGCGAGCAGCAGGCGUUUCACGGUGUGCGCCGCGGUGUUGGCCGCCCAGGGGUUCUCCUCUGGCCGCCACUACUGGGAGGUGGACGUGGAGACCUCGCCCGCCUGGAUCGUGGGCGCAGCGGGCGAGGCGGCGGAGAGGGGCGAGGAUGUCCCCCUGACCCCCGACAACGGCUUCUGGACGGUGAGGCUGUGGAACGGCAAGGUCCACUGGAGCGGAGACGGCACCGCCGGCUCGGCCUCCUGCUCCGACCUCCGGCCCGACAGGGUGGGCGUCUUCCUGGACUAUGAGGGCGGCCAGCUCUCAUUCUACGAUGCCCGCCGCAUGUCUCACCUCUGCACCUUCCACCACUGCUUCAGCGGACCCCUCUACCCGUUCCUAUACCCGCUGAGCGGACCCGAUACCUCCGACACUGAGGUGCUCAGGCUGUUCCACCUGCGCUUGUAG
Messenger RNA from Amblyraja radiata (thorny skate), 1469 nucleotides. Its product is annotated as zinc-binding protein A33-like. The coding region runs from base 57 to 1469 and encodes 470 amino acids. The record is from RefSeq and is a predicted model, not a curated record. Gene Ontology annotation, molecular function: protein binding. The transcript is spliced from 6 exons. NCBI's taxonomy places the organism in Eukaryota, Metazoa, Chordata, Chondrichthyes, Rajiformes, Rajidae.